Messenger RNA from Myotis myotis, 3699 nucleotides. RefSeq names its product family with sequence similarity 76 member B (gene FAM76B). The transcript has 10 exons. Bases 193 to 1212 code for a protein of 339 amino acids. The record is from RefSeq and is a predicted model, not a curated record. Lineage: Eukaryota; Metazoa; Chordata; Mammalia; Chiroptera; Vespertilionidae.
UGGGGCGGAAGUGGAGGCGGAGGGAGACGGCGGCGUCCGCAGGGCUCGGGCUUCCCCGGGCAAGGCCCUGGUGGGCUUAAGGUAGGGGGAGGGGGCGGAGGAGGAGCCCGCGGCCCGGGCGGCGGCAGCGCCCGACUUCCCCGUAGGGCCCCGCCUCGGAGCGGGCGGAGGUGGAGGAGACCGAGGAGCAGGAUGGCGGCCUCGGCCCUGUACGCCUGCACCAAGUGUACCCAGCGCUAUCCCUUCGAGGAGCUCUCCCAGGGCCAGCAGCUCUGCAAGGAAUGUCGGAUUGCGCAUCCUAUUGUAAAAUGUACUUACUGCAGAUCAGAGUUUCAACAAGAGAGCAAAACUAAUACAAUUUGUAAGAAGUGUGCUCAAAAUGUGAAGCAGUUUGGCACGCCUAAGCCUUGCCAGUACUGUAACAUAAUUGCAGCAUUUAUUGGUACGAAAUGUCAGCGUUGCACAAAUUCAGAAAAGAAAUAUGGACCACCUCAGACCUGUGAACAGUGCAAACAACAAUGUGCUUUUGAUCGGAAGGAGGAAGGAAGAAAGAAGGUUGAUGGAAAGUUAUUAUGCUGGCUCUGUACUUUAUCAUACAAAAGAGUUUUACAGAAGACAAAAGAACAAAGGAAGAGCCUGGGAUCUUCCCAUUCAAAUUCAUCAUCUUCAUCUCUUACGGAGAAAGACCAGCAUCAUUCAAAACAUCAUCAUCACCAUCAUCACCAUCACCAUCGUCACAGCAGUGGCCAUCACAAAAUCAGCAAUCUGAGUCCAGAACAAGAGCAGGGACUGUGGAAACAGAGCCAUAAAUCCUCUGCAGCAAUUCAGAAUGAAACUCCAAAGAAAAAGCCCAAAUUGGAAUCUAAGCCAUCUAAUGGAGAUAGUAGCUCUAUAAAUCAGUCAGCAGAUAGUGGGGGAACAGACAAUUUUGUCCUUAUAAGUCAACUGAAAGAAGAAGUGAUGUCACUUAAACGUCUCUUACAGCAGAGAGACCAGACCAUUUUAGAAAAAGAUAAAAAGUUAACUGAACUAAAGGCAGACUUUCAGUACCAAGAGUCAAACUUGAGGACAAAGAUGAACAGUAUGGAAAAAGCUCACAAAGAAACUGUGGAACAACUUCAGGCCAAAAACAGAGAACUACUCAAACAGGUUGCUGCAUUGUCAAAGGGUAAAAAGUUUGACAAAAGUGGAAGUAUACUAACAUCCCCUUGAGAAAGUUAUUGAUUUAAUGCUUCUGCUGAAAAUGUAAAUUUUAAAAAAUUUCAGUAAAGCCCUUAAAUUCUGUGUAGUGAAAAAAUAUUUUUGCACACCAAAUGAAUUGGCAUAUUUCCUAUUCACUUUUGUAACUGAUAAGCAUUUUUAAGUUGUAAAACAUCCAAAUAAAACUUCAACUGGUUUGAAGUAACUUUAUAUUAUUUGAUAUCCAGGAACUUUUUUGCCAGCAAUAGUAUUAAACAGUUGUAAAGGAGUGCAUGAGUAGUGCUUUUUAUAAAAUGUAACAUGCAAUAAUAGAGUAGGUAUGGUUUUAAGAAAUCAUAGCAGCAGGGUUUUGCUUUGUUUUUUUGUUUUACACCAUGCUAAUUUCAAAUAAACAGUUUUCAAUUUAGAAAUACAAAAGCUUUUAAACAAGGAAAAUGGUGAACACUGGGUUUUUUUUUGGUGAUUGUUUUUUCACUUUGCAUCAACAUUGAUUUAGGAAUCAUGGUGCUUUUAUUAAAUGAACUUCAGAGAAUAUGUAAAUAUGUUUUUAAAUUUACAUAAUUAACAUUAGUUAGUAUACUAGUAUUUUCAUUAUUGGAUUAGGAAUUAAUGUUUAUUGUACAGUACCCAAGGUAAAAUGUGUUUUGUUUUGUAUAAACUGUGGAUUUUUACUUACAAGUGCCUUUUUGCCACCUAAUGUUUUUAUUUAUAGGAAUGUUGAUCUUUUGUACAUAGUUGUUUUAAAAUCAUGUUUAAUAAAUGUUUGUAUAUAAAUGCAUAUGUAUAGGAGCCUAUUUCAAAAGGAAAUCAAACUUGCUAGUAAAAUGUUUGAGGUUGCAUUAAGAACUGAUUAUGCAUAUAAACUUUAGAUGAUUUUAUGGUUUGUUUCUGUGUAAAAUGGGAAGUUGUUGGUCAUUGAAUUCAUUGAAUUAGUCAAAAUACUUCCCAAAGAUUUAAUUUUAAAUCACUUCUGAUAGAGUAAUUUUAUUUUUAUGUGAUAUGGCUUCAUGUUCAUAUUUUAUAAGUUACAUGUUUUGAUUUAUUUUUCUUUUAUAAAAAAUUUAAAAAUUUAUAAUUUUUCUGCAGUGGUCCAUAUAUAUGCUUUCCUUAUAAUAUGUGGUUAUCUAAGUUAAUAUUUAUGUACACCAUACUUAAUUUGUAAGUUUAAAGCAAAUCUGGAAAAAAUUAAAUAACUUUUAAAUCAAUCUGUGACUAUCUUUGAAUAAAUUGGAAUCUUAUUUAAGAUUCAGGUACUAUUUAUAAGAAAAUUAUAUGAGAGUCUUUAAAAUUGUCUAUAAAAGAUUAAGGUAGGGUGGGAUAGGUUAUGGGAAGUUAUUGACUAAUUAUAUUCUGAUCCAUCUGUUUUCAGCCUGUAAUGGAAUUGAUGGCCUACUUAAUAUAUGCCAGUUCAGACUUGUAUUUAAAUUUUAAAGCAUCAGGCAUUGCUAGUAUAUUGGAUAGAGUGGAAGAGUUCUUUCUCUUAGGAAUUUAUGAGCAGGGUAAAUUUGUUUCAAGUAAACUGAUUAUUAAAUUUGUCAAUUUUGGAAAGGUUUGUUUUUAAGCAAGCAAUGAUUAUGAAUCUCAUCAAAGGUCAUCUUUUCUCAGAACACAGGAUAAUUGUAAUUGUAAUAUGACUCAUGUUUCAGUAGAUUAUUCCUAUGGUCAUUCAUUAUAAAGUAAUAUAAAAUAAUUCCUUGCCAAAUUUGAAAACAUAAUCUAGGGUAAUUUUCAAGUGAUAGCAAAAGACUGAAUCUGUAAGACUUGGAAGAACUAAACCAGUUUAUUUUUAUGAGAUCCUUAUAUGUAAUGUUCUUCAUAAAUUUCAGUACUUUGAACAAUGCUAGAUACUGCCUCCUUAUCACAGAUUUUAAUAUUUUAUAUUCUGAUUAUAGUCAUUUGACAAUCCACUGUGGUUAUUAUGGUUUUAAAUUAAGAUGUAUAGUAGUUCUUACACCUUUUUGGAGCUGCUGCAAAGGAAAGGUGCCCCUUCCCACUUUUUUAGGUAACAUUGAAAAUUGAAAAUCAAUCUAAAUAAUUAAACUUUGCUAAAAUCUUUUAGGGGUUUCACAGUAUUUAGCACUAAUUAAAUGCCCUCUCUUUUUCCCAUGACUUUAUUUUAUCACUUAAAAUUAUUUCAGUUGUAUUAGUAAUUGAGUCCCAGUCCCGGAUCUAUAGUGUAUUGACAUAAUGAGCUGAUAUUCUUUAAAUGUGGACCUGUAAGGAGAUACUAUGGUGUGCUGUAUUGUGCUUUUUAGCCUGUUUUCAGCUAUUAGCAUUUACCAGUGUGGAUCAUUUUGGCUCAAGCUAUUUACGUAUUAAUAGCCUGUGAAUAUUACAGUCCUUUUUAGAUUGUAUUGGUCUAAAUAUGCAUUCUGAGGUGAACCUGUUAAGCUGUUCACAUGUAUAGACUUAAAAUACUGUACUUGUACACAUCCAACUGUUGACAUUUUGUACUUUUUUCUAAAUCUAAUAUUUCACAAUAAAACUUGUCAAAAGCUU